AUGGCAUCUUCAUCAAAUCUUGUUCCAAUGGUGCUAAACUCUAGUAAAUCUCCCGUAACCAAGACCAUAACCUUGAUGCUUAUAGAAGAAGAUCUAAAGUUGAUUGUUAAGCAGAUUGUCGACUUUGAAUCCUUUAGGGUUAAUGAGCUUCCAUUAAAAUCCUAUUUUGAGGCUCAAGGGUGGAAGGACUAUUUUGAGAUGCUAAAUGGUCCUACUUUUCCUUACUUGGUUAAGAAAAUAUGGGUUAGGGCUGAAGUGUAUGAUGAAAGUGAUGUUGCUCUUGAAGAGACUCAGAAGAUUGUUGAGAAUGAAGAACUCAAAGGGAAGUCAAGGGUUGAAAUAGGUUUAGAGGAAUUCAAGGAGGUGGAGAUAAGAUCAACUGUUAUGGGGGUUAAUAUGACUAUCACUCAAAGUCACAUUUCAAAACUAUUGGAUACGGAUAACGUUGGAAUAUCUUCUUUGAACACCAAAGGCAAUAGUCUUGAAUCUGGUGUGAUCAAGCAAUAA
Lathyrus oleraceus (garden pea) is the source of this 507-nucleotide messenger RNA. RefSeq lists its product as uncharacterized. The coding region runs from base 1 to 507 and encodes 168 amino acids. The transcript has a single exon. NCBI's taxonomy places the organism in Eukaryota, Viridiplantae, Streptophyta, Magnoliopsida, Fabales, Fabaceae. The record is from RefSeq and is a predicted model, not a curated record.